CCCCCACCCUCCCCCAGGCUAUUGGCGCUGUCUUGCACGAAGAACGUAUCGUUCCUUCGACUAUGUAACAGAUAGGCGCAACAGCAUGAGAGUCGGCCCACUACCAGCCCACUAUCAGCCCCUCGGGUUUUGGGUGCAACCCUUUCUCAGCUGCUUCACGAUGAAGCUUGCAACAUGUUUCUAGAAAUAACUAAUUCCUUCCAUAGUAUAUUCCUGAUGUCCGAACCAAACACUGAUCUUUACCUACAGUCGACCCAGUUCCCUCUUCCGGCAUCGACUUCCAGUUUCUCAGCAGGAUAUUUUCGACCCUCAUCCGCAGAGUGCUGCUUCGAUUGGAGCUGCUCCGCGCUGUCGGCGUCUUCGGCCACUCACUGCUCAAUUUCCCCGGUGAAACAGAUGGAAGCUUGUUUAUUGAGCGCAGGCAAUGAUCGGCUGAGUCUGUCCGACACUUACCGCACGACCACAGCAUCCUCUGGUCUCCCCGACGAGUUCAGGAGCCCUCCGUAUCGAGAUCUUCAGCCGCUCUCAUCUAACGACAGCGGCGAAAUACAAGAGAAAAAGCCCGUGCAUCCGAAGCUAGUGAAUGUUAGUGGGAUCUUGGAGAUUAAAUCCUUGUGGGACGAAUUUCACGAACUGGGAACAGAAAUGAUUGUUACAAAAGCAGGAAGACGGAUGUUUCCAACAUUUCAAGUCAAGCUUUAUGGUAUGGAUCCACUGGGGGACUAUAUGUUGAUGAUGGAUUUUGUUCCUAUAGACGACAAGAGAUACAGAUACGCCUUUCAUAGUUCAAGUUGGGUCGUGGCUGGUAAAGCUGACCCUGUGAUGCCUCCAAGAAUUCAUGUCCACCCCGAUUCUCCGGCCAAGGGUAGUCAAUGGAUGAAACAGGUCGUGUCCUUUGACAAACUGAAACUGACCAAUAAUCAGCUGGAUGCCAAUGGCCAUAUUAUCCUCAAUUCAAUGCAUAGGUAUCAACCUAGGUUCCACGUGGUCUACCUCAAUCCUAAAGGAGAAGAUGCAUCUCAAACAGAAAACUUUAAAACUUUCAUCUUUCCAGAAACCAAGUUCACAGCUGUUACCGCCUAUCAAAAUCAUAGGAUCACCCAGCUGAAAAUAGCCAGUAAUCCUUUCGCUAAGGGAUUUCGAGACUGUGAUCCAGAGGACUGGAAUGUCCCAUCAACUGUAAUGGAGAUGCUGUCCCAUUUGCCACAAGGCCAAAGGUCGCGGACACAACAUCGGCCGCUUGGUUUGACCACUUCUCUCAGUAGAACAGGGAAGGAUGAUGAUAUGGAAUUACUCUCUGGGGGAUCCUCACUAUUUUCUCGUGUUAUUAGUUCCAACCACACUGUGUCGGGAGGAUUAUCCGUUUCCCCACUAACACGAGCAGAUCAGCAGCCAAGUCCAGGGGUUCAACCGUAUCCGGGCAACAUGUGUAGUUACGAGCCUUCCUAUGACAAUUACAUGUAUCAGAUAAAAACAAGAAGCUGUCCUUACACGCGUCCACCAGCAGUGCAUAUUCCUGGCUACUCUUCGACACAAAGUUACAGCGCCCUCUACCAUUCUAGACCAAGACAAAGUAAUUAUGACUUCGCAUCUAGUUGAAUUUCAUGAGCCAGAUAGUGGGUUGAGACUCGUAAAGACAAUGAAACCGUGAUAUUCGCUUGAAAGAAACAGUAAACGCUUAACCCUUGUCGUUUGUAAAUAUCGAGUCAAUUUCCUAGUUAAAUAUUUAGUAAGUUGGCUUCGCUAGAGUAUCUUUCGUUUGUAUUAAUAAUAAAUACAAUCUUUUAUCGAGAUUUUGUUUUUCUUGAAAGGUUUGAUGUUUCUCACUCCCUUGCUGUUACAAAGAAAGUUUCAUCGAGAGAUUUCUCUGCUGCUUAGAUUUGUUCCAUGUUUAAUUUUUAGUCAUUGAGUUUAAUCAUUAAAUACAUUAUAUAU
Limulus polyphemus (Atlantic horseshoe crab) is the source of this 1935-nucleotide messenger RNA. Its product is annotated as T-box transcription factor TBX10-like. The transcript has 8 exons. Lineage: Eukaryota; Metazoa; Arthropoda; Merostomata; Xiphosura; Limulidae. Bases 175 to 1599 code for a protein of 474 amino acids. Gene Ontology annotation, molecular function: RNA polymerase II cis-regulatory region sequence-specific DNA binding; DNA-binding transcription factor activity, RNA polymerase II-specific. Gene Ontology annotation, cellular component: nucleus. Gene Ontology annotation, biological process: positive regulation of DNA-templated transcription; regulation of transcription by RNA polymerase II; cell fate specification. The record is from RefSeq and is a predicted model, not a curated record.